This is a messenger RNA of Hippoglossus stenolepis (Pacific halibut), 539 nucleotides long. RefSeq names its product gonadotropin-releasing hormone 2 (gene gnrh2). NCBI's taxonomy places the organism in Eukaryota, Metazoa, Chordata, Actinopteri, Pleuronectiformes, Pleuronectidae. Gene Ontology annotation, cellular component: extracellular region. Bases 128 to 385 code for a protein of 85 amino acids. The transcript is spliced from 4 exons. The record is from RefSeq and is a predicted model, not a curated record. Gene Ontology annotation, molecular function: hormone activity. Gene Ontology annotation, biological process: multicellular organism development.
CUGUGAACCUGUGAGACAUCUUCCGCCCUUGACUGACUGCAGGACGAGCAGAGGGAGCCUCUGGAGGGACGUCAAGGGACGACUGUGGUGAUAAAGUUGUGAGAGUUGGCACUGAGGUAGAAUUAUCAUGUGUGCAUCUCGGCUGGUUCUGCUGAUGGGGCUGCUUCUCUGUGUGGGGGCUCAGCUGUCCAGCGGCCAGCACUGGUCCCAUGGUUGGUACCCGGGAGGCAAGAGGGAGCUGGACUCUUUUGGCACAUCAGAGAUUUCAGAGGAGAUAAAGCUGUGUGAGGCCGGGGAAUGCAGCUACUUGAGACCCCAGAGGAGGAACAUUCUCAGGAACAUUCUUUUGGAUGCUUUGGCCAGAGAGCUCCAGAAGAGAAAGUGACAGUUUCCCACAAUGCACUGCUUUUCUACCUGGUGACCUCUUCAUCAGUGUAUUCGUCUUGUCGUGGAACUUUAGGUUGAUCCUCUGAUCUUGUAUAUUUGUCAGUAAAUUUGUUUUCCAGCUUCACAUUGAUUUUACUUGUUAAAAUGAUAAU